Molecule: messenger RNA, 4059 nt
Organism: Trypanosoma brucei brucei TREU927
Lineage: Eukaryota; Euglenozoa; Kinetoplastea; Trypanosomatida; Trypanosomatidae
Exons: 1
Coding region: 1-4059 (1352 amino acids)
Biological process (GO): negative regulation of canonical Wnt signaling pathway
Cellular component (GO): cytoskeleton; non-motile cilium
Source: RefSeq, a predicted model, not a curated record
AUGGGAAUGAGACGAAGCCGGUCGGCGGAGCAAACUGCGCGGGCGCUGCUCUCCAGCGCUGUACGAUAUGAUACAUGGGAAUGCAAUACAGCGGCAGAGGGUGCCACUGAUGGAGUACUCACGCUUCAGGUGAAUUGGGACCCGCUCCCCUCCGAACCACCAUUCCAAGAUGUUGUGGCGCUUCGAAUGACGCUGUUUGACGUUGCCACUUCCCAUUUUGUGGGUGCGACGUAUGAUGUUCCUCGAGGAGAUGAGCGGGAGCCGGUUCUUUUUCAGGGUCGGCCAAACGAUGUGGUUCUAGCUGUGGAGAUUCUGAUCCCGGCUCCGCUUCCGGACGCGGUUCUGCGGCGGCAGGCACUGUUUUGGGGUUAUGUUGAGCUGUCGGCGAUGGCCUCCAGCACCUCUGUUAAGCUUUACCGUGGCAGCGCGCACGUUUUAACUUUAGGCCGCAAGGCGUGGCCUGCAUCUGAGGGGGAAGAGCACACAAUUACGUUUAGUGCGGUGAUUAUUGAGGACGAUACCACACGCCAACUGUUGACGCGGCUGGUCCCUACCGGUGUUAUGGUACCGCGUAGCUUCGUGGACGACUGCCCGCAGGCGUCGACCGACAUUUUCCGAUGCGUGUUGCAGAAUAUUUACAUAGUACCGACCGCGGACGAUGAUGAAUGGCGCGACAGCUCAGCAGAGUGGCGCAUUGCCGUCGUGGCCCACAACGGUUAUAGGCAGUUGGGGCAGGGGGCUGAGGUUUCACUAGUGUUUAGGGAUGGGUCCAAACCAUCAAACGUUUCAGAAUUUUCUGAUUCAUUGUCGUUAUCGUUGUCGUCGUUGCCUGUGAAAUCUGAGCAAAUAGAAUUAAAGGAGCAGCUGCUGCACUCCGCCACCCCGCUGGAGAUUGACGGCCUACCGGUCCAUUCCGCCACCUCGCUGGUGUUGGCAAUACGGCGAAAAAGGGAAAUAGAUGACGAUUUCCGCGUCUUAGGGUUCUGUGUUUUUCCCCUCUGUGUGAUGCCUAUGAAAGAUUGUGAUGUCCGCAUAGAGAACCUUCCCACACUUCAGGGACCUUUCUCGUGUCGAGAUCAACGCAUGCUCAUGUUGGAACCCACAUCACCGUACGGGAAGCUUCCCGUUGUUGUGACACUAGUGGUGGGAUAUUAUGAUACCGGCGUUGUUGAUACUGUUGCCGACGUAUCACGGCCGGGUGUUAGGGGCGAAGGGCGACUGGGACGCAGGCGCGGUAGGCUGGGAGAUGAGGGGGACGGUGUGAGUGCAGCUGAGGGGGAGGGGAAAACAACUUUACUCUCCAUUACUGAAGGUGCCAAAUUGAUCCCUACUCCAUUUGAUAUGCGUAGGCGGCAGAUGGAGAUUCUUUCAACGGCAGAUGCGUUGGCGCCAGUUGCCGCUGCCGAUAAAAGGCACAGUGCGGCAUCAUUCCCUUUGUUAGACUACGCCGAUGAUGGCGGCGCGGUGGGGGCCGUUCUCGAGGGGCGUUCCACUGACGUGUUUAAGAUGCUCUGCAACAUCAUGGAAGAAACCCGCCGGCUGCGGCAGAUGCAGGAGCAGGCUUCUCGACAGCACCGCCAACGGGCUGUUGAGGCGAAACGAGUCAGCGAGUCCGGUAAGCAGCUGGAUGACGCAACCGACUCCAUCACCGUACUUAACUUCACACCAACUGCCGUUUCUAUUUCAUGGGAGACACGCCGUAAGUUAGAGGAGGGUUUGCAACCCAUUCUUCAUCCGCUGCACGCCGUCCCCAUCGAUGAGCACACAUCAGCUAGUUGUACAAACGCCGGGUCGAUGUACGGUAUUCGCUUCGAAGGACUUACUGUAGAUGAGUCCAUUCCUAUACCAAAGGAUAUUUGCUUCAUGUUUUCCUUUGGAUCGCUACCUUUCCAAACCAUAGGACCCAUUCGGGCUGUAGCUCUCGAUAAAUCAUUGCACGUGAGCACAUUUAAAUUGUAUGAAGGAAAGCAGCGGGGCGGUAUGAUAUGGUAUGAACCCUUUGAGGUCGCUAACAAUCCCUUUUUGCACAAGCAUAAGCAACGCGACAAUGCAAUCCUCUAUGUUCACAUCUAUAACGCACUAACCAUGUUUUACGUUUGCAGUGCGAAUGUACGCCUCUCAGAGUUUCGCCGUCCGUACAAUGCUGAGAGCGCUCGCAUUCCAAAGGACUUGGUUGUGUACCGUGAUCUCAGCUUCACUGAAAUUCAGGUACCAUCUAAAGUUUUGCCCGUAGUGCGAGAUGCUGGUUCGUUGCAUGUGACCCUUUUUUGCAUUUGCACGGGUCAACCGCUCCCGAAGCAGAGUGAGAAUCGUGUUGUGGAGCCACUGAAGGUGUCACGUGUCGUUGUGGCGAGGAAGUUACCGCAUACAAACCUUAUGGAGGCAAAGCACCAUCCGCAACAGGAGGCUACUCGGCAGGGCUUGAUGACCACCGCUAAUGACGCCGCAAGUGAGCAGCAAGCUGUGCAUUCGGGUCCGGAAACGGGCGGAGUAACGGGUGUGCCGUACCCGGGGGCUCAACCCCUCGUGGGGUCUACGACGGGUUUGAAGCAACAUGGACCGACAGCGGGGGUGGAUUUUUCUACCGCCUCUAGUGUGCCGGACAAUGAUAUGCACUGGCGUCGUGCGCAGUAUAUUAAGCAGCUCUAUGCCAAUGGAAUUCAAUCUUCAAAGGUUCACUUAGGGGCUCGACCGCAAGAUGCAGAUUGUGAGUUUAAACUACGUUAUCUGGAGAAACAGCGAGACGAACUUAAGUCAAAGAAGAUAGGCGAGGCUCUAAUGGAGCGCCUCACCGUGCACCAUUACAUUUCUGUUGCCUCUUUCCGACCAGAGCAGGUAUCCGUAACGUUUCAGAACCCAUUUGCUCAGGGAUUACAAUUCACUGUGGAAGUGGACCCAGCAGCCACUGAUGCGCUUGAUGUGUUGUCGUGCCCAACAGUCCACUUGGGGCCGCGCGAACAUGCGGACAUUCUUUUUGUCGUUCGUCUCAAUCAGCAGAGAAACACUUACGCAAUGGACUCUCGCUCGGCCAGCGUUGAUGUGGAGGGCGAACAGGUUAACCUUCGUGCGUUUGUAUACACUCCCACUCAUGAGGCGGUACGAAUUAUCGACGUGCACGCCAAUGUGGGACCGCCAUGUGUCGACCGUCGUUAUGAGGUAUAUGGCCCCAGUGGGUCAAGGGUGACGAAGAAAAUAUUCUCACGGUUCUUUUCUUCCUCUGCCUUUUCAGUUUCAUCCGAACGUGACAAGCUGCUUUCUACUAUGCGUGAUGCAUGCCUCCAUGUUUCUAUUGCCUCCGAUGAGACGACAGUGGAGCCGAAUGUAGUGUUAGACCCCAUUACUCAGUCAUCGGUUACUGUGUGGGAGGAAGUAACUAUCCACACUACGAUUCCACGGGAUUGUAAUGAACAACGAGUGGAGUAUCUCACUCUUUUUGAGGAUGAAAAGUUGAGUAAAGCAUUAGAAACAUGGGAGCUUAGCAUAUUUGCCUCACAGACGGUGACCACACGUGAGCUGAUGUUCGGUCAAACCACUGCUGUGGCACUUCCGUCUGAGGGUGUUGAGGCGAUUUAUUGCAGUGACCCGCGCAUGCGCGUGGAGCAGCGAGAGGGAUUGUAUAUGAUGCACCUUCGACCGCAUGAGGUGGGAACACAGCACUUAUUACUGCAUUCGCUGACUAGCAACCAUCUUGCCAAAACGUUGGUUACAGUUCCCACGGUGUAUCCGACUCCGACAUAUACACAAACAAUCGAGUUGAGUGUUGAGGAAGCCAACGCGCCAAUACUCCGACGGCUGCAUUUUGUGAAUGUCUGCUUAAGUGAGGAUAUAUUUACUGUUCAUCACAACUACAAGUACCAACUUCAUGUCCAACCAAAGACGUUCGUGCUUGCCCCGCAAGAUACUCAAGUUAUCACGCUGCACAUGAGCAUGUUGAGACUACCGGAAGGCCAGUUAGAAGGGCGCUGGCCAAUGUGGAUAUUUAUAAACAACUCGGCGGAUAAGACGGUAGAGUCAUACUUGUUGCAUGUUGUACUCCGUGCACGGCAUGUGCUCGACUAA